This is a messenger RNA of Synchiropus splendidus (mandarinfish), 2974 nucleotides long. RefSeq names its product proteolipid protein 1a (gene plp1a). Gene Ontology annotation, biological process: axon development; central nervous system myelination. The record is from RefSeq and is a predicted model, not a curated record. Gene Ontology annotation, cellular component: myelin sheath; plasma membrane. The transcript has 7 exons. Gene Ontology annotation, molecular function: structural constituent of myelin sheath. Lineage: Eukaryota; Metazoa; Chordata; Actinopteri; Syngnathiformes; Callionymidae. Bases 171 to 908 code for a protein of 245 amino acids.
UCUCCGCCUGGAAGUGCAUCACUGAAAGCCUCAUUGUUUGGUUCAGGUCUGGCAGUGAGCAGCAGCAGCAGCAGCAGCAGCAGGGCUCUUGACUGUUGGGCCCCGGGGACAGUGCGCGCAGCUUCACCCACCACGCAGGCCGAGUCACGCACCUCAGGACCGGAGCCGAGAUGGGUUGCCAGGAGUGCUGUGCGCGUUGCCUGGGAAGAGUUCCGUACUGCUCCCUCCUGGCCACGCUGCUCUGCUUCUCGGGCAUCGCUCUAUUCUGCGGCUGUGGACACCAAGCUCUGACGGAGACGGAGAGACUCAUCGAGACCUACUUCGCACGGAACCUCCAGGACUACGUGACUCUGGCUUACAUCAUCCAGUACUUCCAGUACUUCAUCUACGGCCUGGCUUCCUUCUUCUUCCUCUACUGCAUCAUGCUGCUGGCCGAGGGCUUCUACACCUCCAGCGCCGUCAAGCAGACCUUCGGAGAGUUCCGCAGCACCAUGUGUGGCCGCUGUCUCAGCUCCACGUUCAUCGUGAUGACCUAUGCACUGGCCACGCUCUGGCUGCUGAUGUUUGCCUUGUCUGCGCUGCCCGUCUACUUCUUUUACAACAUGGACGCCACUUGUCGCACCAUUGAGGUUCUGACGGAGACGCCGGCGAGCAUCAACCAGCUGUGUGUGGACGCAAGACAAUACGGUCUCCUCCCGUGGAACGCGGUGCCUGGAAAAGCCUGUGGUAUAACGUUGUCCACCAUUUGCAAGACCAGAGAGUACCGAGUGACCUAUGACCUCUACAUCGCAGCUUUUGUGGGAGCGGGCAUCACUCUCUUGGCUCUGCUGACCUACACGGUGUCCACCACCUAUAACUUCGCAGUUCUGCGAUAUCUGGGGAGGCGGGGCCUUGGUUCACGCUGCUAGGUCCUCCUGCUUCUUCUCUGCUCUCCCAUCAGCACAACUGGGACCUCGACUAUUCCCUCUCACUGUGGUUUGUUCUGUCAACUCUCUGGAUGUUGUUCUGCUGUACUUGCUUUCUCCAUGUUUGUCCAGUGUACAAAUCUGCUUCUCAUCCAUAUUACUAGCUCGCUACUAAAAAAAAAAAAAAAGCCAAAAAACAUGCAGCCUCCAUCAGGGAUUGAAGGUUGCUAUAGCAACUUCACCCCACAUCUGGUUGCCACAGUGACAGACUUGCAGUCCUUCACUGACCUUCGAACUUUUCUCACGGGCAGCAGAAAAGCCCGAACAAUACACUCAGGGCCACUUUGACACGCCGGCCAAUCAGAGGCCAGCUGCUCCAGGAGUCACGGCCCAGCGGAGACAAAGAGCGGGAGACUCCUGUCCACCAGCAUCAGCCCAUACAUUUGCAUGGACACAAAGAACGUUUGGAUCUAGACGGGUCCGGGAUUGCUUCUCACAGUCUGCAGAAUUAAUUUUGCUGUAGUUAUUAUAUAACGCCGUUAACCGAUAGUCGACUUUUGAGCCUUGUUAAUAAUUAACCUGUGGCAGAAAACGCGAGAGAAAUAGUGUAGUGUCGCUUCCAAGUUCAGUUUGCAUUAAAAACACCAGCUUCUUGGAGAAUUCUCACCCUUUCAUGUGAGAACAGCGUGAUUAUUGCACCGACAAACCAGCUCUGUUUAACUGAAAUGAUUUUUUUAUGGCAAACUUCCUGGUGUUACAUUCACUUGUCUCUCAGAAUUUUAUACUUCCAUGUGUUUUGAGAUGAGGUUUAUCUUAAUGAAAGUUUAAAAGUAAAGUGCUCACAGAUUAGUAUUAUGUAUCUCAAAUGUGCUUGGCUCAACACCAACUUUUAGUCCGAGCUUCUGAGCCACGCUCUAUUCUCUCAUCCUUUCCUGAAGCCAUGGAGAGGCACACAUAUUGCUGCAUCCAGUUAUUUCAGAGACUGGAGUCAGCUGUGAGACACGAGCCCUGGCUCCUAGUUCCGACCAGGGGGCAGGACAAAGUGAAAGCAAUGUCAACUGGACUUGGACCCUGAGCACAAUGAAACUACCCUUUCAUAUGAACAUGCGUAGAGGCAAACAUCUGGAAGCCCAAAUUGGAUUUGAUGGUGUGAAAAGGACUUGAGGGAAGUGGAAGCGUAACAGGUUCAUCCAGAUGAAGCUGGAGACCUUGGUGGCCACCUGUCCCGGAACACAUCUGUGCAAUAACCACGCUGUUGAGACAUCAUCUUUGGAUGUAUAGCACCUGUCAGGCUGAUGAAUUAGCUCCUGCAAAGUCCCCCUGCUCAGCCAAGCCUUUUGUUGUCGCAGAGGAAAUCAUACACCUCAAUGCUUUGUGUUGAAGAGAAGCGUUCGUACAUUCUGGAGGGUGUUUAAAUGGCAUCGGGGCCGUUUGGAGAUUGUUUUUCUUGUGGAAUUUGAUAAUAAAGUCAGAAUUGUGUGGGGGUGGAGCGUUUCCUUUGGCUGCGCAGGUGGUGUCCGGAGGGACUGGCGUGUCUUUUGUCUGCAGGUUCACUGUGCCCUUGUGCUGGCUGUGAGCCUGGUCUACCUGCGGUGGCUGCACAGCUGGGCCAAGCACAACAGACGGGGCUACGAGCUGUACGCUCAGCUCCUGCGAGACAGAGGGGGGACCCUCAGCUCACCGCACCCCUCCAACGUGUGGGACACCCCUUGAGCUCCAGCCAGCGCCACCAUUCUUUAGAGAAGCUCAGUAUUUUUGUUUUAUUUCAGCCAGCGUCCUCCGCUGAGGCAGGCAAAUGUGCUCAGUGUUAUUCUUCAUUUGACUUCAGUUCGCCAUAUAUUGUGCCUGCUAGACAAGAGAAAUAAAAAUGCAACACUUGAGUUACACAAUUUUCCUACUAAAGAAAACACCUAAUAGCGGGAAAAAAAACUUACACCAGACUGCAUCUUGGUUUGGGAUGUCGCAUAUUUAUUCGUAUUCAAGCGUUGGACAGUAAUAACUGCUGCGCCAGCAAAAAAAGGCACAACCAGUCGUCUGUAGUGCAAAAAAGGGGGCGGGGUUUGACAAUG